This is a messenger RNA of Penicillium maclennaniae, 621 nucleotides long. RefSeq lists its product as uncharacterized. The coding region runs from base 1 to 621 and encodes 206 amino acids. The record is from RefSeq and is a predicted model, not a curated record. NCBI's taxonomy places the organism in Eukaryota, Fungi, Ascomycota, Eurotiomycetes, Eurotiales, Aspergillaceae. The transcript is spliced from 2 exons.
AUGCAGUCUUCCCACUUCAGUUACACAGACUCCUACUCCUCCUCUCCGGGGGGCAUGGACUUCUUCUUCUAUGGUCCGCCUCCUCCUGUCUACGACAACCUGUGCGACCUCGAUGCCACCAAUCCCUUCACUGUGUCAGAGGUUGUGCCCAAGGUCUCGUCGUUCUCCAACUCUUUCACUAGCUCCCCGUACAUGGUGCCCACCAUGAAUGACUACGGGCAUGUCUAUGAACCUGCCGCCAUGGCCACCAGCGUGCCUAGUUCCGCAAGCAGUAGCUGCGGAAGUAACUACGGAAGCUGGACCCAGGCGGACGAGGUCCCUUUGCCUAACAUCCAAAUGUCAUCAUUUGAUGACUCCUGCUCCGACUCCUCCCAAUCCAAACCUGCCAAGCCUUUUGGUUGCGACAGCUGCGGCAAGUCCUUCACUCGCUUCGCAGACUUGAAGCGCCAUCAGUCAAGCGUGCACUUCCCUGUCUUUCGCAAUUGCCCUGUCGAGAACUGCUCGCGCAAAGGCAGCAAUGGCUUCCCUCGUCAGGACCACCUGGUUGAACACUUGCGUUCCUACCACCACAUGGACGUGCCAAAGCGGCGAGCGCUGAAGCGGUCCUCCAAGGAUGCAUGA